Messenger RNA from Culex pipiens pallens (northern house mosquito), 5954 nucleotides. RefSeq names its product probable LIM domain-containing serine/threonine-protein kinase DDB_G0286997 (gene Tie). Gene Ontology annotation, cellular component: signaling receptor complex. NCBI's taxonomy places the organism in Eukaryota, Metazoa, Arthropoda, Insecta, Diptera, Culicidae. The coding region runs from base 1643 to 5116 and encodes 1157 amino acids. The record is from RefSeq and is a predicted model, not a curated record. The transcript is spliced from 7 exons. Gene Ontology annotation, molecular function: transmembrane receptor protein tyrosine kinase activity; ATP binding. Gene Ontology annotation, biological process: cell surface receptor protein tyrosine kinase signaling pathway; positive regulation of kinase activity; protein phosphorylation.
GAAGGCUUCGUCGCGCUCUUUGUGUAGUAUUGCGCGUUUCCGUGAGAAAUCGAGCGCGCGCGAUCGCGAACACGCGGCCGCAACCCCGCCGAUCCGGUGGUUAAGUGUGUUGGGGACAACGACAACGACGACAAGCGGACAUUGUUAAGGAAACUAUACGAAACGAAAAAAAAAACACACACGACAAAAUAUUGUCGAUUGUGGUGAGGAAGUGAAGAAAGGAGCGCGAGCGCGCACGUGAAAGUGCGCAAAUUCGACGUCCGUUUGCGAAGGGGCGGUUACUUCCGCAGUUUGCUUAAAACCCAGCCGUGUAGUGUACAUGUUCGAUACACUACUGAAAAGGUGCUGAACCCCUUUUGCUCUACGGUUUGUAAGCAAAACAUUGCCGAUCGCGAAAAAAAAAAACAUAACAACAGAAAAAACACGGCUAAACAACGACCGCGGGAGGUGAAAUUUGAUUACCACCCCCCGAACCCAUAGAGUGCAUCAACAACAACGCGUUGCAAUUUGAAGAAAGAAAAAACACAACUUGUGAAAAGAGAGUUGUAAGAGAAGAAGAUUGGGGAGGAAAACAAAAGGAACAAACACACACACUCGCUAAGAGAGAGAGGAGAGAAAAUAGAGUUUUGAUGAAUAGAGGGUGACUAUUUGCCACUUUUCCUCUCGUUUUGUGCGGAGAUUUUCGCGCGCUGGUGUUUGUGUGUAUUUGUGUAAACGAGCAAUCCAAACCGUUGAAAAUGGUGAAAAUUUAAAUGUGAUUGCCCUUUUUUGCCGCAAGAAGCGAAGUGAAGAAGAAAAGUUGCAGAAACGAAUUAAAUGUGAUGAUCAACUUCGCAGACACGUGUUUGGAAUGUGAAAAGAAGAUGCUGCCCGAAGAUCGAUCAACUGCACGAGGGGAAAAUUUAAUCGAAAUUUAAAACUUGCAAAAGUUGGCAGCUAAACAGUGUUGUGAAGGAGAAAUCGAAAAUAAUACGAAGCGAAAUCGCGAAAACAACAAAAAAAAUCAAUGCAAAGAGCACCCUAUUAAUAGGGUCGUUAGUACCGCGCACUUACGGUGAUAGUGAUUUGAGCGCCCAAACAGGCUACGAACCCGCAUCGUCGUCAUCACACUUUUAAGGGAAAGGUGCGUGUCGAUGUUGGCGAUUAUUGGUGCCUAAUCUGGUGGUCUCAGCAGCGCAGGUGGCAAUGUAGUUGCGAAAGGUGCAAACCCAAAUCAAGUCCCUUUCGGAUCUCAACCCUCAACGCGUUCUACAACAAUGCACCACCAACUCCCCGGUGACUACGUGCAGCAAGUGACGACGAACCCCGCUCUGCCCCUUCCGGGGACCUCGCCGAGGUCCAACCGGUCCACCACCGACACGGAUGCCGAGAUGUCGAUUGGAUAACCUGAGCUUUUUUUUUUAAGUGCUUGUGUGAGGAAAUAUUACGAUUUUUUGUUUUUUUUUUGUUGUAAUCGUCUUUGUGUGACAACCGCGUCCAAAAUGUAGACAUCCGAGUGGAUUCAUUUGUUUCGGGUGUUUUUCGAUUGUUUGAAGAAGAAGACGGUGAAGACGCGGUAAACGAAGAGGAAGAAGUGUGUGUGUUUUUCAGACGACCGCUCAUCGGGUGCAAAGUUGAGCAAUUAGUGAGCGUUCGAGGCACGAUGGGUCGUGCUCGGAUGAGCAUCGUGCUGCUGGUGGUGCUCAUCGCGUGCAAGCUCGGCGAUCCGGCCCGGUCCGGAAGUGACAACUCUACGAAACCGCCGGAAUUGACGACGACGAUCGGCGGAAGAUCGUCGUUCGGUGAGGUUGGGGGGGAAGUCGAGCAAGAUGGCGUUGGCGAUCAAGUUGAAGGGGUGACGACGGUGAAAGGGAGUACGACUCCGUCGGCUCCGGUUGCAUCGCAGCUGGACGGCAGAUCUUCGGUGGCCGCAGCCGCCGCCACCACCGACAAUCUAAAUGAUUCCACCGUAACGACUCCGGCACCGAAGCGCCGCGGCGUGAAUCGGGACAACAAGCUGAUGUCGGUGCUGCAAGCGAGGCGUACGGCGUUGUCGCGGGAUCGCUGGCAGAAGGAGUACCAUCCGCCGUCCUCGUUGAAGCUGCACCGGCAUCACAACCCGGCGGUGAACCUGGUUGAGGAUAGCAGCACUCCGGAGUCAAAUCUGAUCAUCCCACCGGGGAGUAGGAUCAGCGUUCCCGGGGUAGACGAGUUCUUGGAUACGGACGAGUCCAUCCAUGGGAUGUACGUGGUCAAUCCGAGGACUGGGAAGAUCGCACUUCAGCACAGUGGUCCGCAGAUCAAGCUGGCCAAGGAGACUAACAAUUUUGUAGCCCAACCUGGUAACAAGACUGGCGAGAGUACGAAGCUAACCUCUACGAAGCCAUUUCCAGGGCGAAGUAUGUACUAUGAACCUAGAGGUAAGAGGACACGCGAUCGCAAGACGUUCUCAACGUCAACCGAGCGAUCAGUCGACGAUUCCGAACUGGUGUCGUAUCAGUUCUUUGGACAGAAGUUGAUCCCGGCUAGCAAGAAUAUAGAUUCUCGAAAUCAGGUCAUCAACCCGAAAGGGACGCGACUCAACAAGCUCAAGGAAGACUCGUUGGAGAUGAUGGAGGUGUCUGCGCCGAAACCAUCAACCGAGAAGAACAAGUUCUGGCAGAGUCGACUAGCCUACCAAUCCCGCAACAUUGUCGCUUUCAACAACUAUCUGCGACGAUCGAAGGAUGGAAUCUACGGAAUGACCGCUGCGCCGUCCAUCUCUACGAUGACUACUCCCACCGACAACCCGGUGCAUUCGGACUCCCUUACCAACUCGAUGAUCGCGUUGAGCAAUCUUUCGGAAGGAUCAGUUGACGCCAAGCAGGUAUUCUCCAGGAGUGCCAACUUCAGCUCGCCGAACAAGGUGCAGAUUACGAGUACGACGACGACGGAAGCAACCUCUACCAGUACGGAGCGUAUUCCACCGAAUCACAAGCCGGAUGACGAACUUCCAGGGUUGUUUAGCCCGACCGGUUUGGCUCAAAUCUCCAAGCUGAUCAUCAACUAUCCGGAUGACGCCACUCCAGAGGAGUUGCACCGUGCGAGUAGCUACCAGCCUGUGGUUGAACCCAUCCCAGAGUUGACCACCUUGAAACCAGAAGUCGUCGAAGAAGAAACCACCCAACUCCCAGUUGACGACUACGAAACCCCCAGGAAUCUGGUGUCGAUCCCAGACAUCAACCACAUCUUCCAGAACUUGUCGACAAGUACGACCACCUCAACCGAGCGUCCCACCCCACAACCAGAGGCCAGUACGGAACGUUACGUUCCGGAAACUUCACCGCUACCUGUUACGAUCGCACCCGAGCUGACCCCAGCACCAGUACCAUCAACCACGACCACAACAACCUCCACAACCACAACCACGGAAGCUCCCACCACGACUUCAACAACCACCACAACCACAACCACCACCACGACUCCCCGACCAACAACCUCAUCCACAACCCCCACCCCAAUCAUAUCCGAAGUGAUCACGCAGCCAUCCACCGACAGCUACCCGGACGUGGUCUACCACGCCGACGAAGAGCAACCCACCGCCCACACCAACAGCUCCGAUUUCAGCCCCAUCCUGUCCCGUGUGUUCCCCAAACUGUCCCGCGAACCCCUACCCACACGAUCCUCCAACGUGGACUUCUCGAUCGCCUCCCCCGCCCCAACCCAGCAAGACAACGCCACCAAAAAACCCGCGAUCGCGUACGAGGGUGUCCUGCUGCAGCACAACAGCGACGUGGUGAUCGAGAUGCGCAAGAUGAACACCGCGACGUUCGUGCUGGCCGGACUCGGCAUGCUGCCGAUCGUCAUCAUCAUCCUGUACGUGAUCAAGGCGGCCGUUUGCAAGCGCGAGAACAAGGUGUCGCACGAUCUGGAGCGGUACAUUCCGGACGGGCAGCCGCCGAUCAGCCCGGUGGUGCGGUUGGAGCAGUCGGACACCUCGAGCGUGGCGGACGAGUCGAUCAUCACCGAUCGGGACUUUAACCGGAAGAACCUCCGGUUCAAGAGUCUGCUCGGGGAGGGUAACUUUGGGCAGGUUUGGAAGGCGGAAGCGGACGAUCUGGCGGGUCACUUUGGCACGACGAGGAUCGUGGCGGUUAAGACCGAGCGCAGUGAUAAUGGGCAUGGGGAUUUGAAGGCCGAGGCGGAGAUCAUGCGGAAGCUGGGAUCGCACCCGAAUGUGGUGACGUUGCUGGGGGCGUGCUUGGAGCAAGAACCACAACUGCUGAUCAUGGAGUACGCCAUGCGGGGCCGUCUGCUCUCCCUGCUGCGUGCCGCCCGAGGUGCUGUAAACGGGCUCGCCCCUACAAUCCACGGCAACCGGACGCCCAUCAUGCCCCUCUCGCCACGGAGGCUCACCGGAUUCGCCCACGACAUUGCCCGGGGCAUGGAGUACAUCGCGGACAAGAAGAUCGUCCACCGGGACCUUGCGGCGCGAAACGUCCUGCUGGACCACAACGGCAUCUGCAAGAUCUGCGACUUUGGGAUGUCGAUCGACCUGGAGAAGAUCAAGUCGUCGCAGGCGCACGUCCGCGUUCCGCGGGCACACCACAGCGAGUCGCGCUUCAAGUUCGAUCUGAGCGCGCGAUCGUUCGGCAUCGGGCGGCACCACAGUCACGGCCACGAGGGCCUGGGAAGGCACGGUCGCGGCCACGACACCAAGAGUCGACCGGCGCUGCCGAUCCGGUGGAUGGCCCCGGAAGCGCUCCAGUAUCACAUCUUUUCGCGCGAAACGGACGUCUGGGCGUUUGGGAUCGUGCUGUGGGAGAUUGCCACCUUGGGGUGCACCCCCUACCCCACGCUGUCCGGCCGGGAGGUCGUACGAAACGUGCCCAGUGGUGCCAGGCCGGAGAUUCCCCCGGACUGCCGGCCCGAACUGUACGACCUGAUGCAGCGCACGUGGCGAAAGGAUCCCCGCCAGAGGCCGACCUUCUCCGAGUCUCGGAACUGCCUGGCCCGGACGCUGUGCCAGUGGCAGCUCGAGGAAACGGACACUUCCAACACGUCCGAGUACCUGGACGUCAGCGGGUUCAGCGAGGACCUGGAACAGGGCAUGGUGUACUUUAACCGGCGAAUUUCCGAGUUUGAGUGCGAAAUCUAGCGAUUUUCUCCCGGUUUUCGGAAGCUUGUGUGUAUAGUGACAGUGGCGCAGUAUUACUCUCCGACAAAUCCCUGAACACCCUCUCCUCUGCCUCUCCCUUCAAGCGCACCACAACCUUAAAUUAAUUUAUUCCCUUCCCCCAAAAAGACACAUCUUUCUGCAAAAGAAACGCGCAAUUAUGUUAUUAGUUAGUUAUUUUUAUCGGUUCUCGUUGAAACGAACAUUUUGAGCUUGCAAUUUCCAUCUAUCGUUUUCCUGGCGAAAACUCACUGGAAAUUUAUCCGGAAUGGUUGACACCGUCGUUUGGACUUCUAUUGGCUUUUUUUUAGUAUUGUUAUCGAAUCCCAUCCCCCAUUCGACCGUGCUCACGACUCAUUGAACAUAACAUGCAAAGUGUGCUUUAGUCCCUGUUGUAAAUAGUGAAUUUCCACUUUCUAUCGUGACAAACGAAAACAAACCCUCUCACCGUGUGUGCAAUUGUCCUUGAAUACAGUAAAUAGCAAAUUUAAUUCAUUUCCAUUUGUUGUUUUUGAGAAAUCAUCUAUCAACCCCCCACACAUAGAACAUACACCCACAUCGUUUGAGAAGAGAAUUAAGCAAUUUUGUACAUUUUUUAUUCACCGUCGGCGCCGUACGUAGCAGAGUUAAGAAGCAACAGAAAGAAAGUCCAUCAUCCGUGGUCGUCAUCGUCGUCGUAUCAGAAAGUGAGAUGAUUUUAUACUUAUUUUUACGAAGAUAGUUUUUUUUCCUUCUUCCCUUUUUGUUUUGUUAACUAGACAACAAAGUGUAGGAAAGAGCACGUGAUCUUUUCCGAAUAAAGAAUAAUAUUUAAAAAUAA